Molecule: messenger RNA, 6410 nt
Organism: Apodemus sylvaticus (European woodmouse)
Lineage: Eukaryota; Metazoa; Chordata; Mammalia; Rodentia; Muridae
Gene: Plekhg3
Product: pleckstrin homology and RhoGEF domain containing G3
Exons: 19
Coding region: 506-4522 (1338 amino acids)
Molecular function (GO): guanyl-nucleotide exchange factor activity
Source: RefSeq, a predicted model, not a curated record
UCCCUCCCUCCCUCCCUCCCUCCCUCCCGCCGCAGCCUGGACUCCGUUCGGCCGCAACUUCCUGCUGGGUGCUGGGGAGCCGCGCGCUUUUGGGGGUCCCUCGGAGUCUGGUGCUCGCAGCGGGCGGAGGUUGGGACCGCGGGGCGGCCAGCCGUGGGCGGGAGCGGCCGGCGGCCUUAGCCGCUUCCGAGAGCGACUUUCAAACUCGAGCCCGCUUCGCGGCGCCACCUGGGCAGCUCCGCGCGCCUGGCGCGUCGCGAGCCGGCGGGGCGGCCACCGCUUGGGCACUUAGCACUAUCCUGAAAUGUACUGUAUAUUUACUGGUGUGGCUGUUUUCCCUGCUGCCACCUAAAUUCAGCAAGAAGAGGCAAGAUCUCAUUCAAGCUGCUGGCUGCUCUGUCCCUAGCACCUAGCCUGUAAUUUAUACUGAGAUCAAACCUGAGUGUCCCUCUGCCUCUCCUGGGUGAACCUCCCCGAGGUGACAGUCCCAGGCAGCGAUGCCAGGAUGCCCGUCUCUACUGCCCUCCACCAAGAUGGCAGCCAGGAGCGGCCGCCGAGCCUAAUGUCCACCACGUCUUCAUCGGGCUCCUCCCGUGACAGCCACAGUGCCAUGGAGGAGGCCACUGGCUCCGAGGCUUCAGCCCAGAAUGGGACAGGCUCCCCUUGGGACCGGCAUGCUCCCAACAGCAACAACAACUCCAGCAGCUGGCGGAACAUGAAGGGACCGCUCUCCCCGUUCAACGGCCGCGCAGGAACAGGUCCUGCCCACCACAAACUCAGCUAUCUGGGCCGGGUGGUGCGAGAGAUCGUGGAAACAGAGCGCAUGUAUGUGCAGGACCUGCGGAGCAUUGUGGAGGACUACCUCUUGAAGAUCAUUGACACUCCCGGGCUCCUGAGACCAGAGCAAGUCAGCGCCCUCUUCGGGAACAUAGAGAGCAUAUAUGCCCUGAACAGCCAGCUUCUCAGAGACCUGGACAGCUGCAAUAGUGACCCAGUGGCGGUGGCCAGCUGCUUCGUGGAAAGGAGCCAAGAGUUUGAUAUAUACACCCAGUAUUGCAACAACUACCCCAACUCAGUGGCCGCCCUCACAGAGUGCAUGCAAGACAAGCAGCAGGCCAAGUUCUUCCGGGACCGCCAAGAGCUGCUGCAGCACUGUCUGCCUCUGGGCUCCUACCUGCUCAAGCCAGUCCAGCGCAUCCUCAAGUACCACCUGCUGCUGCAGGAAAUUGCCAAACAUUUUGAUGAGGAAGAGGAUGGCUUCGAGGUGGUAGAGGAUGCCAUUGACACCAUGACAUGCGUGGCCUGGUACAUCAAUGACAUGAAGAGGAGGCAUGAACACGCAGUUCGGCUACAGGAGAUCCAGUCACUACUCAUUAACUGGAAGGGACCUGACCUGACCACCUAUGGGGAACUGGUCCUGGAAGCCACCUUUCGUGUGCACCGUGUGCGCAAUGAGAGAACUUUCUUCCUCUUUGACAAGAUCCUGCUCAUUACCAAGAAGCGAGGCGAUCACUUUGUCUACAAGGGCCACAUUCCGUGUUCCUCACUGAUGCUGAUCGAAAGCACCAGAGACUCCCUGUGCUUCACCGUCACCCACUAUAAGCACAGCAAACAACAGUACAGUAUCCAGGCCAAGACAGUGGAGGAGAAACGGAGUUGGACUCACCACAUCAAGAGGCUCAUCCUGGAGAACCACCAUGCCACCAUACCCCAGAAGGCCAAGGAAGCCAUCUUGGAAAUGGACUCAUAUUAUCCCAGUAGGUAUCGCUGUAGCCCGGAGCGGAUAAAAAAGGCUUGGUCCUCCCAGGAUGAGGUGUCUGCCCACGUGCGCCAUGGACGUCGGCAGUCUGAGCCCACCAGACACCUGCUCAGACAACUGAGCGAGAGAGCAGCCAGAGCAGUGGGAAUGAAGCAUGCAGGCAGUGCUGGAGCCCUCUUGGACUUCGGGCAGCCACCCCGUGCACAGGACCAGCAGCCAGAGGCUGAGGGGGCUACCAGAGAGGAGCUUGAGGAAGAGGAGGAGGAAGAGCAGCAGCAGCAGGCCUUCCCGGUCUCCCUGGAGGAGCUGGCGGGGCAUGAUGGCGGGGAGAAGGUGCCCGGGCCAGAGCUCCCGGGCUCAGAGGAGGAGGAAGCGGAGGAAGAAAGUCUAGCAGUGGCGGAGCAGGUAGCUGACUUCGCCAGCUCCCUGCUGGCCGCCCUCCACUGCUGGCACUAUCGGGCCAACGCUUUACUUUUCUCCCGGGGUGCUAUGGGGAAGAGACACAGGGAGACUGAAGGCUCUAAAAGCUGCAGAAGGCCCAGUAACCGGUCUCCAACCAAUGCGGAGAAACACAUGAGCUUUGAGUCUGUUUCUUCCCUGCCAGAGGUCGAGACAGAUCCUGAGCCUGGGUCCGAGCAGGAGGCCUUUACUGCCUUGGAAGGUCCCAGCACUGAGGAGAUGCCUUCAGACCCGGAAUUUCCAGAAGCCUUGGAGACCCAGCUUCAUGCCCCCAAGGGGCUGCUGGGAGUGGAUCACCCAGCUGAUGUGGUGGACUUUGUGGAGCCUGAUGGGCCUGAAGACCUGAAGGCCCUGAGUAGUGAGGAGGAGGACGAGGAGGAAAUGGAAGCCGCCCAGGAACCCGAGAGCCUCCUGCCACCCUCUGUGCUGGACCAGGCCAGUGUCAUUGCUGAGAGGUUUGCCAGUAGCUUCUCUCGGCGGAGCAGCCUGGCAGUAGAGGAUGGCAGGGCCAGCGGCCUAGGGACACCGCGGCUUAUCAGCCGAAGCAGCAGCGUGCUGAGCCUGGAGGGCAGCGAGAAGGGUCUAGCUCGAUGGAGCAGCAUUGGGGACUCCCUCAGCAACCCACCCACCCCAGAAGUGGUCACUGGUGCAGAUGUGACCACAGACAAUGGCCCCUCUGUCAAUGGGACAGAAUCUCCAAGUUCAGGCUCAGGCUGCCCCACGGAACAGGACGGAUCUUCCUGCAAGAAAAAAGAAUCAGCGUUGUCUACCCGGGACCGGCAGCUGCUGGACAAAAUUAAGAACUACUAUGAAAACGCAGAGCACCAUGACGCCAGCUUCAGCAUCCGCCGGCGGGAGAGCCUCUCCUACAUCCCUAAAGGACUGGUGCGCAGCUCUGUGUCCAGAUUCAACAGCCUUCCCAAGCCAGAUUCAGAGCCAGCAGCUCCAGUUGGGUACAAGAGGCUGGGGAGUUCUCGGCCAGCCUCAUGGACCUUGUUUGACCUCCCAGGUCCCAGCCGAACAGAUGAAGGGGACCCAGCUCCUGUCACAGAUGCUGAGUUCCGCCCAUCUUCAGAAAUUGCAAAGAUAUGGGAAAGAAUGGAGUCUUCGGAGAGAAGUCCACGGACAGGGUCUGGCCAGAGUCAGGCCAAUGGCUUUGAGCUGCAGGAACCACUGUUCAUCUUGGAGGAGCAUGAGCUGGGGGCCAUCACUGAGGAAUCUGCUGUCGCCUCUCCAGAAAGUGCCUCCCCCACCGAGCAACCCAACCCAGCCCACCUGGCCCAGGAGCUGAAAGAGCUGGUGAAGGAGCUGAGCAGCGGUGUCCAGGGGGAGCUGGUUACCCCGCUGCACCCCCGUAUUGUGCAGCUCUCCCACGUGAUGGACAGACAUGUGAGUGAGCGUGUCAAAAACAAGGUCUACCAGUUGGCCCGCCAGUACAGCCUCCGGAUUAAGAACAUCAAGGCAGCUAGGCCACCUCUGCCGUGGGAAAAAGCCACUCCUGACAGGGAUGAGCAGAUCCCUUCUGUUUCUGGCCUGCCUGAGGAAGCUGGAGAGCUGUCAGGGGGCAAAGCCAGGAGGAAGCCUGUGCUAUCCCUCCUUAGCUAUGAGCAGCUGGUGGCUCAGGAGCAUGGCACCUCCAAGUCUUCCUCUGCUGUGGAGACCUCUCCACGCCGUUUCUCCUUCAGCCCUUCUGCCGUCAGCCCAAGAACCACCCCGCCUGGGUCUCGGUCCUCUGCUCGGAGCCCCCUCAGCCCCUUUGACACUGAGACCUUCAACUGGCCUGACGUCCGGGAGCUCUGCUCCAAAUAUACCUCCCACGACAAGAUUGCUCAGGCCGAGAGCAGCUGGCCCCGUGGCCCGCUGGUCAAUAGGAGCCGCUCCUUGCCUGAGAACAUUGUAGAACCUCCUGUGUCGGGCAAAGUGGACCACUGCUGCAGCCUGGACACUAACAGGCACCAAGGAGAUGGGGAGGCCUCCCAGCCUCCGCCUCCUGAGUCUCCUCCCCAAAGCCGGCUGAAUGGAGGUGAGACCCUGUAUGUCACUGCAGACCUUACCCUGGAGAACAACCGUCGAGUGAUCGUCAUGGAGAAGGGGCCCCAUCCCAACUCCACUGUUGAGCUGGAGGGAGACAGUGGGAAGGAACCAAGUUACCCAGUGGCUUUGAAGGGACAGGGCCAAGGUUCCCAGGAGUCUGCAGAGCACCAGCCCAAAGAAGACGGUCCCAGGGACUCAGCAGACACAAACAAACAGGGUCGAGUAAGAAACCUGAGGGAGAAGUUCCAGGCCUUGAACUCUGUGGGUUGACUGACUCCUGAAGGAGAGAACAGGCAUGAGGUGGAAAGGACUGGCUCCUAAGGCUGUUCCUCCAUUCUCUGGAAGAGUGGUUUGGGAAACAUGUGUGAACUCACCUGCUCCCUGUGCUGGCAACUCCCCUCCCCUGGGAGGUCCUGUGAUGACUUUCCUUAGGUCCAGAUGAGCCACUUACCUUCUCUGUAAAUCCUUCUCUGAUAAGAAGCCUACUAUUUUAUUUAAGCUUAUUCUGCCCAGGGAGAGCAAGCACUGCUCUGGCUUUUCUUACUGGCUGGCUGAGAACCCAAGGGAGACUUAGGAAAGAGCCUGGGCAGGCUUUGCCCUUUAACUGCCUUGUCAUAGGACCCAGGCAGGAACGAGGCCAAUAAUUUAUUGCUUUAUAUCCUGUGGUGUGUGUGUGCGUGUGUGAGUAUGUGUGUGUCUUGUAAAGAAUGUAACGGACUUAGUUCAGGAACUCUUGAAGGUUGUCUUGCUGGCCCUGUGGUUGUUGCUAAUGUACACACAUUUCAUUAUUUACCUAUGGUGCAAUAACCACUGCUGACCCACCAACCUGUGUGUGGCCUCCUUACUUACUGGGUUGCUCAUUCAAUGUCCAGGCACAGCAAAACAGAAGAUAGCAGGGCGCUCCCAGGCCAGGUGGGGUACAGAGUGUGAGGUGGGACCUUGUUCUCCACCGCGGCUGCCUCUGUGCAUUGCUUUGUCCACCCAAUGGUGUGAUGUUCUAUCUGGGGUGAGAAUCCUACAUGGGAAUCUUUAGCUCUUUUCCCAAAGACAAAGUUGUUCUAAAAAGCUGGAGCCGACAGGCAAGUGGAGCCCUUCAGAUAAACAGGGCAUUUUACGCAUUUCCGCCUCUCCGGUUCCCAGGAGGAGGCGAGGGUCCUAAGGUUGCGGCUUGGCAGUGUCCUAAUGUGGCCUGCGGCGUUAUGGAGUGUAAGUGAAUUUUAUUAGAAUGGCUCCCGUCCUCACAGCAUCCACAGCAGUGCCUGGUUGCACAAGGCCAGGAAGGCCCCCAUUUCUAAGUCUAAGUGAGCUCUUUUCUCCACAGACCAGCUCUACUUUGUUUGGUUUGUUUUGUCUGGGGCCAGAAAGGAGGGGACUGUAGGGCCUUGGUGACAGAGAGGUUAGUUCCUCUGGUGUACCUGAAAGUCUGCAGAGAGUAAGACCUGGGGAUCUUCCAACCUAGGAGGAUGGAUUGGAUCUGAACCCAGAACCAUCAACCCUCACCCUGGUAUCCAGUGAGUGGUGGUCUCCUGGGCAGGGACAGAGCAGGACUGCAGUAGCCCAUGUCCUGUCUGUCCUCUGCAGCCACUGCCAAUCACUGAGAAGACAGCUACUGUUUCUGAGCAGGCCUGUCCCAGGAUAUGACACCUGAUAGUGGCCAUAAAAGCAUUGAAUAGGUGACUCAAAGUCUUGUCCCAGCCUUGCUACCAGCCAGUUGGAUCACCCAACUUUCCUCAUCUACAGAUUGAAGGCAGGAUGAGUCAUUGUUUCUCAAACUCAGUGAUGGCAUGCAGGGGUGGAGCCUGGGCAGGUGUAGCUAAUGUCUUUCAGAUGAGCCUCACAGCCCAUGUGUAGGUGUGCCGAGGACAGGGACAGUUGUAUUCGCUGGCUCCUAUUAGAAUUAUCUGAAGACCCUCUGAAACCUGGCAGCCCCAUGUGCCACCCAGGCCAAACAAAACUGCCCCCCUGAAGAUGGAUCCCAGGACAGAUAGGGGAUCAGGUUCUUGCUCCCAGUAGUUAACAGCCUGAGCAGUAGAUUGCUUAGAGACAACUUUGCCCUAGAGUUGAUUGAACUCAUGAAUGAGCAAGCUUCCUCAGGAUCCCAGAUGGGAUCUAGGGCCUGGGCACCAGCAUCCCAUAAUAUGCUCAGGAACAAAGUAAA